This is a messenger RNA of Podarcis lilfordi (Lilford's wall lizard), 11703 nucleotides long. Lineage: Eukaryota; Metazoa; Chordata; Lepidosauria; Squamata; Lacertidae. The record is from the annotation of a GenBank genome assembly.
GAGCAAGAGAAGCUGGGAGACUCCAUUAGGGGCGGGUUGAGGGAGGAGAGUGAAGUGGGCAGAAAAGGCAGGGAGCUGUGUCUGUUGGAGAGAGAUUAAAACAGCAGCAGGAGAGUCUUGCUUCCCCAAAACGGUGGUGUUGUGUGGAUCCGGGAAAAGAGAAAGGUGCGUUGGUUUUAACGCUUUGCAGAGCGUUUUCCCUUGCAGCAAAAGCUUUUUGCAGGAACAACAACACGCAGAGCACAGUGUGCGUGGCUGGGCUUUCGCUUUCUGUGUUUUGCUUGUGCAACUUCUGACAAAGGCUUUCUGGUUCAUAGACCAGUGUGGGAAGUUGGAAGUGGGGAGACUGAAGUUGCAACCGGAUAGAUAGACGGGUAGAGAGACAGACAAACGCUUGCCUUAGGAGUAAGUCCCACAGAACUCACUGUGGCCUUCUCCUGAGCUGAUGCCUGUAGCAUUUCACAAGACAGGUGCAAUACAUAUUGGAAAUGUGCAGGCCCUUUUGGGAUCUUUGGCCUCACUUCCUACAUCUUCUACAUUGCCAAACUUAGCAUACUCGCUCAAGGAAAAUAGCUAGAGCCAGAAGCAGGGGAGAGCAUGUAAAUAGGUGCUAGUGGUGCCACUAAAGCAUUUCUAGGUCUUCAAUUGCACAAUUUGUUUCUGUGCUCUCCUAAUUUAUUUAGUUAACGCAGUUACCCAUCUUAACCUCCCAGUUUUUGAAGAGUGUUAUUAUUAUUGAUUUAUUAUUUUAAGUAUGGGAUUUACUUGAAGCUAGAGGAACACAGGCCCUGGUUUUACUGAGAAGACAAACCACUACGUGAGAUGGAAAAUGCCAGACUGCAAGUCAUAUGACUGAAUGCUCUGCGAUACAAAUGUAUAUCAAUAAAAUCCCUGCACAUAGAAAAUCAGCAGGGUGAAUGUGGUUUGCUAGUGCAGGCGAGUUUUUAAUUCUUGGAUUGAAGAGCCUUUAGUCAUGUGAACCUCCCCUUGCCUCACUGAAAGCCCUCUGUUCAAAUCUCGCCACUGUUCCUCUGUGUUUCCCUGUGGGGUUUUAGAAAGCGAAGAUUCAGGCAGGUAAUUUCUUCAGCAUCUGCAGGCGUUUAUUUAUUUUUUUGCUCUGAUUUUCUAUCUGCAAGGGGGAACUGCAACAUAAUGUUGCAGCGUGGUGUACACCUCCUCAAUGUUCCAGCAAGAUAGACAUGCAUUCCUCCAGGAUAUUGUACCCUGCUCUCACCCUGCUUUUCAUUCUCCUCACCCCUACCAAAAAUCUCAGCAUCCUGUAGUCACUGUGCAUGUUCCUUCCUGGGGCUGUUUUUACCUCCCAUUCCAUGUUAGGGUUGCCUCCUUCCAUCACAUGUUUUGUAAACCUUGGUUUUCCCCAAGGCUGUGGACAUGUCCCUAGUCUGCCUGCCUGGUGCCAUGUUGGCUACAAAGAGUAGAAGCUGGCAGGCAAGUGGACCACAGCCUCCCCAGCUCCCACCUGCCUGCCUUCUUACUUACAGCCAGCCCAGGGGCUGUCGGAUUCCUGUUCCUUAAUGCCUGUAGAACUUGGCAUAGAGUUCUAGAAUCAGUUGGCUCUGCCUGUCGGUGGCUCUGGCUCCCCCUACUGUCAGCCUCCCUGCCUUUCACCCUACCAGCCUCUAUGGGCCCCAGCCAUCCCUAGCUACCUAAGUGAUGACACUCACAUAUGUACAUUGGAAACAGAGAGGCUAAUUUUAUCAACUGCCAAAUGUUUCUGGUUCUUCAAGUUCCUUUACUAAACUUUUCCUCUUGGCACUGAUAAGAUAAGACAGGUUCUCCCGCUUGAAAUGUCCGUAGUGGGUGUUGUUGUUUUUUAUAAAAAAAUGUGGAUAUAUUCAAGAUGCCUGCCAUUGGUUAUUAAAAUAUAAUAAUCCACAUCUCUGCAUAGUAGCAAAUGAUUGACUUAUGAAGUGCUUAAGGACUCAUUACUUGCUUUCAAAACGAAUUGCUUUGAACAGCAAAUGCAGUUAAUCUUUUUUGUGUCUAUUUCAGAUAUAUAUGCAGGAGGGGGGAGGGGGGAGAAGGAGAAAUCUCUCCACUUUUCGAUGCGAGUAGGAUUGAGUGAAUUGCACUUAUUUUUAUAAGCACACUUCAAUCAAGCCCAACUAAAUGCAAAUUAUUUGGCCUAUCCUCCCCCGUGCCUCACUUCUUCUGGAACUGCUGCCAGUGCAACUCCCCUGCAGUUGCUUGGAGAAACUGGCAGAUUAAAAAAGUUUUUUUGCUAGUCUGAAAGGCUGCCUCUGCCACUGUGGCCAUUAGUGAAUGAACAGGUGCAUUUGCAAGGAUGUGCUAUGCAAGUAACUGCACAGAAGCAAAUUCCUAUGCAGGCAAAUACAGCAUGUGGAAAUGCAGUAGGAAACUGCCCUGGUUUCUCACUGCUUUGCAGUGCACACUAGCAUAUAGCAUAGUCAUUGCAGUCUUGGGCACAGACUUUGAUCUUUCACCUUGUUGCUGGUUCAACAUUAUCCCAGGAGGUGUGGUCUCUCCAAAGCAUUCCUGCCAAAAAAACCUGCAACACAAAGGUUACUCCCCACGCCCAUGCCAGUGGCUCAGUUGUUCACCUCAAAGUCCAUUCUUCUUCUGCUUUGCCAUUGCAAUGUGGUAAAACCUGUUGUUUUAAGUUCUCUCUCAAGGAUCAAUCUGAGCUGGGUUUUGAUUACCAGAGCUCCAGGCAGUUUAUUCCUGCCUGCACUCUUUCUUCCCUUCCAAACAUCCAUUUCCCACCUUACAGAAAGGGGAGAAGAGGAGGAGCAGGUUACUCUAAACUUGAGAGUAUAUUGUGUAUUGGAAUGUUUAUUUCAGGGACGGGGAAACAUCAGACCCAGCCAGGGACUGAACAAAGUCCUUCAAGCAGUAGUGCAGUGGCAAAUCCAGAAGUGCAGGGUCCCUUUAUGAGAGUCAUUGCUGCACUGCUUUUAAGGUAAAGGUAAAGGACCCCUGACAGUUAAGUCCAGUCGCAAACGACUCUGGGGUUGCGGUGCUCAUCUCGCUUUACAGACCAAGGGAGCUGGCGUUUGUCCGCAGACAGUUUUUCUGGGUCAUGUGGGCAGCAUGACUUAGCUGCUUCUGGCGCAAUGGAACACUGAAACCAGAGCAGCACAUGGAAAGGCUGUUUACCUUCCCGCUGGAGUGGUACCUAUUUAUCCAAAGGCUUUUGCAACCAUUCUGCGAGUAUUGCCACUGUCAGCAACGAGUUGGAUGCGAUAGACACAGCUUUAGGCAGUAGUCAUUGGCACAUCGCCUGGCAAUCCACCAGGCAUCGCUCUUCACCUUUCUCAGUGUAGCAAGUAUCUUUUCGCUCACAAGAGCCUUACGCUGUGCGACAAUAGCAGUCUCUGUGUCCUUUAUGCUGGCCUCAAACCAGUCAAGGAUCUGCUGCUGAAGGACAUAGCUGUUGGAAACACGCCCGGGAAGGCUGCCAACUUCCCAGGUAUUUGAGGCGUCUCUCCGGUGGUCCUCUCUGGCCGUAAAUCUCCCUCAGUCCAGGGAGACCGGUAAUAAGCGACCCCUCUCUCCUGAGAAGAGCACGCUAGUCUUCUGGCUUAUCAUAGCAGAAGAAAGAGUCAAUCAGUAGUUCUAAACUACUUUAUUUGUUGUUGUUGUUUAGUCGUUUAGUCGUGUCCGACUCUUCGUGGCCCCAUGGACCAGAGCACGCUAGGCACUUCUGUCUUCCACUGCCUCCCGCAGUUUGGUCAAACUCAUGCUGGUAGCUUCGAGAACACUAUCCAACCAUCUCGUCCUCUGUUGUCGCCUUCUCCUUGUGCCCUCCAUCUUUCCCAACAUCAGCGUCUUUUCCAGGGAGUCUUCUCUUCUCAUGAGGUGGCCAAAGUAUUGGAGCCUCAGCUUCAGGAUCUGUCCUUCCAGUGAGCACUCAGGGCUGAUUUACUUCAGAAUGGAGAGGUUUGAUCUUCUUGCAGUCCAUGGGACUCUCAAGAGUGUCCUCCAGCACCAUAAUCAAAAGCAUCAGUUCUUCGGCGAUCAGCCUUCUUUAUGGUCCAGCUCUCACUUCCAUACAUCACAACUGGGAAAACCUAGCUUUUACUAUAUGGACCUUUGUUGGCAAGGUGAUGUCUCUACUUUUUAAGAUGCUGUCUAGGUUUGUCAUUGCUUUUCUCCCAAGAAGCAGGCGUCUUUUAAUAAAUAAACUACUUUAUUUACAGUCUUAUAAUACAGAGACUCCAUCAGUACGUCUGUGCUCUUUGGACUCCGGUACAGAACUGCGUCACAUACAGCAGUGAAACUAACUUCCAAAAGUACUCAUACUUCCUGUCUCACGUUCUCUCAGACACUCACAUGAUGUAUACAAAACAUAGUACAAUAGUACCACUCGCUGGAGCAGCUCGGAUAGAUAAAAAUCCUAACAAUAGCUGUGUUGUAGGUUGUCUCUUUGGUGUGGUUCCACCUUGCUUUGACACUAACUCUGGGGCAGUUCAGUAGAGCUUGUUCAAUGGAAUGAGAGAAGUAUUCACGCGGUUGAGGUAUGACUCUUGGUUAGAGUGUGGUGCUGAUGAUGCUAAGGUUGCAGGUUCGAUCCCCAAUAUGGGGCAGCUGCAUAUUCCUGCAUUGAAGAGGGUUGGACAAGAUGAACCUCUGGGUCCCUUCCAACACUACAAUUCUAUGACUCUUCUGGCAGUGUUGAUUUUAGAGCUGGGCAAUAUAUUGAUAAAUUGUCUGGUGUUCUGAUUGCAAUACCAGUUUCAGACAAUUUGAGCUGGCAAUACAUUGCGUCAGCUCGAAUUGCCUUCAGACAGCAACGGCGCAGGCAGGCAGGUAGACAGAACCUAAGAAGGUUCUGGGCAAGCACUUUCUUGGGCCCCGUCUGCCUGCAUGCCUGCGCCUUUGAGGAAGCUCCCUGCUCCUCCAGCUUGCUUGAACUGGAGCAGUACGGGGCUUGCUGAGGUGAGGGGCUGGUGGCUUCCCACCCCCCAGCUGAGCAGUUCCACUACGCCUCAGUGCCCCUUCCAGCUUGCAUGACAGCUGGAGAGGUAUCGGGGCUUGCUCACUGUAGCGCUGAGCAAUGUAUCUGGGCUGCUUCUUCCUCCCCUAAGGUGAGGAAGCAGUAGCAACCGAGAGACAUUCCAGACACUGUGCUACAUCAGCAUAUCAUGGUGUUUAGCUGCUGAUAUAUCACGAUGCUGAAAACCAGAUACCACCCAGCUGUAGCUGAUGGAGACCACACUUUCUGCUUUGGGCUAUGGACCCUCUUUGCCUAGAGAUGUAUCUUGCUCACCACCAGGGAGUGAUCGGUGUCACAGUCCACUCCCGUGUGACAAAAACACACUUAAUAAUAAUAAUAAUAAUAAUAAUAAUAAUAAUAAUAAUAAAAAAUUAUUUAUACCCUGCCCUCCCCAGCCAAGACCGGGCUCAGGGUGGCUAACACCAGGAAUAAAAAAUUAAAAUACAACAUUAAAAUGCAGCCUCAUUUUAGUAGAAACUCAAAUCAAAAACUUUUUGGGGGAUGAAAACGUCAAAUCUUCACCAAGGCCAACUAUCCAGACUGGUUCUACGUGGGCCAGAAAAAAGUCAGGGAAGUCCCCAAAUAGGAGUUCCAUCACAGAAGGAGAAAGGAAAAAGGAAAGAGGGGGAGGGGAUCAAGUUGAUUCCAAGCCAAAGGCCAGGUGGAACAACUCUGUCUUACAGGCCCUGCAGAAAGAAAUCAGAUCCUGAGGGCCCUGGUCUCAUGAGGCAGAGCAUUCAGUGCCAAUUGCCUGAUAAAUUGUGGUAUAUAAAUUAUUUUAACAAGAUAAAAUGACUUCACUUACUGCAAACUACAGUCCUGCUUAGUUUGGACACUCUCCUUAUUCAGUAAAAGUAGAAGGGCUAUAGCUCAGCGGUAGAGCAUCUCCUCUGCACGUAGAAGGUCCCAGGUACCAUCUGUCUCUAGGUAGGGCUGGAAAAGGACUCCUGCUUGAAGCCCUGGAGAUUUGCUCCCAGUGUGGAGAGUAUUGAGCUAGCUGGACCAAUGAUGUGAUGGCUUACUGCUUGUUCCUAUUCUGCUGAGUGAGGCCCUGGAUUUCUUCCUGCAAGUCCUACCUUGUUGACACCCACCCCAUACUUGUUCCCUCGUGCUUCGUUUCACAUGUCGGGAAUGCUGAUGUCACACCAUGAAUGUAAUGUUAAAUAACAUUCUCGCUCUCAAUUUCCAUCCCAGGUCUCCAGAGGAUACGGGCCAAAAUGACUAAACUUAAUGAAAUAGUAGACAUGGACGUGCUGAGGGCCUACACUUUUUAUGCGGUCAUUAUCAUCAUAAAAAUGAUGCUGUUGAGCCCUCUAACAGGAUACUUAAGAGUGAAGAAGCAGGUGAGAAAAUAUAUGUGUUUGGAAAUGGAAAGCCCAAUGGUGUUUUUCAAAAGGCGGAAACCCACUAAUGUGAUCGGAGAGGAAGAUGGUCUCUUGCUCUCUGCAGAGGGACAGGAUCCAGAACUGUUUCUUGGAAACCGGCUGAUAUUCUGCACACAGAGCUCUCAAAAUCUUUAUUUAUGGUUCAUUCACACCAUACAUUUAAAGCAGUGGUUUUUCAACCCUGGGGUGCCAUGAAUGAUGGCCGGGGUGCCGCGGGCAAAACUGACCUCUGUCCCUUUUUCCUUCCUUCCCUCUUAUGAUGCCCCCUUGCAUCUCUGCCUUCCAAAGGCUUGCACAGCUAUUUGUUGCAGCAGCCCUGGGUACAAGCUCCUCAGGCAAAUGGUGCCUUUGGAGCUGGCCAGGGGGUGCUUCUCGGACCCCUCUUUUUGGAGCAGGGGGGCGCAGCUCAAAGAUCACCCUAUUUUUGUGGUUGUAAGUUGUUAUAAAUGUUGCGGGACCUAACAACAACAAUAAUGCGUUUAUUCCUCAUGCCCUCGAACAGGCAUUCGCCAACCCUGAAGAUGCGGCUGCAUUGGGUAAAGGAGAGGCUGGGAAAAAGACUCUCAGGACUGAUCCGGAUGUGGAGCGCGUGCGAAGGUAGCUGAGGGGACUUUUACGAAAACAAGAGUAUUUUAUUGGUUUUACUUGAAAGCUUUCUAUCCUGCUCUUCAGAAGAAGGAAAAAGUUGCAUGAAGUAACAAUUUACAUAUGUAGAAGACGUAGCGUGCAUUAUACCUGUUGUGGGUAUUCUGUAUCCAUCAGUGCAGGGAUUGACACUUGCUCCACAGAACCUCCCCCUGUGUACCCCUUAAAUCUAUUCUGGGGCUUUCCCAAAGCAGAUUUUGGGAAGAUGCAGAAAGAGGAGCAGUAAAGUUCUACUGCAAAUCCUUGCACUCAAAAAAUGGGUGCAUUUGGUGAUUGGUUUGUGUUGAGGUACCCAACAUGCUGCCCACCAGAUGAUGUUGAGCUACAGCUUACAUCAGCUGAAGGCAGCCUGACCAGUGAUCAGGGAUGAUGACUGUUGUGGAUCAGAAACAUCUGGACAGUGCUAUGUUGGCUAUACAUCAUCUACGGAGUUGCUUUGAUUGGCAGCAAACAGCCAGAAGAGCUCCUUUGACGCUGACUCAUACUUUCCUUCUUUCCCCAGACUCCAUCUCAACGACCUUGAGAACAUCAUUCCAUACCUCUUCAUUGCAUUCUUCUAUUCUUUCACGGGCGUUUCUGAAACCACAGCCUUGAUUCACUACAGACUAUUUACUGCAGCUCGACUCUUCCACACCAUUGCCUACCUGGUGCCCCUUCCGCAGCCCUGCAGGGGUCUGAGUUUUGGGGUCGGCUCGUUUGUGACCUUUUCAAUGAUAUUCCAGCUUCUGUGGAACGGCCUGAAUCUGUUAUAGAAAAGAAGCCUGCCCUCAUUACCACCAUAAUGGCCAUUCUACGGUAGUUUUCAGAUUUUUGCCUUUGGGGCAUCUUUUCCACACCUGCCUAGGGACAACCCCCCCCCCCCCGCCCGGCCAUCGCAACCUGCCUGCUACAGAACUCCCCAAUGCACGACAGAGCAUCCCAGGGCAUAUUCUAGGGCAGGGUUGGGGAACUUGUGAUCCACCUGACAUUGUUGGACCACAAUUUCCAUCAUCCGUGACCACUGUCCUGUCCUGGCGGGGACUCAUGGGAGUUUGAGUCUACUGGAGGACAGGAGGUUAUUCCCCACCCCACCCUUGCUCAGUUAAUGUGAGAACAAAACCAUACACUUUCCUGCAGAUGCACAUUACAGGGGAAGAUUCAUAAGUCUUCCAGGGAAAUGUGCUUGCUCUCCUGGUUUACAUGGAGAAGGUCUGAUGUUCAACCCCUGGCAUAUCCAGUACAAAGGAUAAAAGCAGAAAACAGUUAAUGGAGAAAUAUCUUUGCCUGAAACCCUACACAUUUAAAAGGCUGUAGAAUAUUAGAGGAACGUUUUCGCCUGGUGCCCAUGUAAUGAAGACACCAGGCGAGCCUCCCUGGGGAGAGCAUUCCACAAAUGGGGAGCCACUGCAGAAAAGGCCCUUUCUUGUUUGCCACUCUCUGGGCCUCUUAUGGAGGAGGCACACUGAGAAGGGCCAAAGAUGAUGAUCUCAGGGCUUGGGUCAGUUCAUAUUAGGCGAUGUGGUCCCUCAUAUACAUUGUCUAGCAGUGGCUGUCCAAGGUCUUGCAGGAGUCUUUUCUAGCUAGUUGGAGACGCCAGGGAUUGAACCCAAGACUUUAUGCAUGCAGGCAGGUACUCUACCACUGAACCACACCCCCUCUCUAACAAAGUUCAGACCAUUGCCUCGUCAGCUGCACGAUCAUUGCUUUAGUUCACCAAUUUGUAUGUGUAUGGGGUCAUAAGGUAGCUGAGCUCACAUGUAAAUGUAAAAACCUGCAUUUACUUUGGAAUAUCAGAAGCUAGGAACCGAAAGUAAGUAUAGCUUGCAUUGUUAUGUCCCGCUUCUGAAAGUCUAGAUGACUUUGGUUGGCCAAUAUUGGAACAGAAACAGGGGAUGGAUGGAUACUUGGUCUGGUCCAGCAAGGCCAUAUUUAAGUUUGUUCACACAAUUGAGUUGUCCCAGUCAUGGGCAUACUUUUGUGGUGGUCUUGUUCCUCCAGCUCCAGAUUCCCCAGAAAUUAAUUCAGGUAUGUUUUGAACUACAGCUCCCUUCAGCAAGUGUAGCCAACGGUCAAGGGUGAUGGGAGCUGUCGCCCAAAGCAUUUAGAGGACACCAGGCAUGGUGAAGAGAGGAAGAUAUAGGCACUACCAGGAGCCAACAGCCACACUGUAAGUCCUCCAUAAAUCGUAGGACAGCUCACCAUGAUAGGAUGAAGGCCCUGCUCAGGUCUGCUACAAAAUAAUGGCAGAAUAUUCAUGUUUUCCUACUUGCAAAUCAUUUUAUGUUUUCAGUUGUCCACACUUCUGCUUGUCCCAUACUUUCUUGGCAUAGUUGCGAGAGGGUUUUUGUUUGCCCUGCUUCUUUCCCCGAGAAAACCCACUGUUUACCACUGCAAACCAAUUGAUAUUUGCUCCGGUUCAGCAGUAAACAGAGAGUUUCUCCUGGGGGGAAGCAGCAGGUCAAGUAGGACUGUGGAUGAGCCUUAAAUGCAGUGCCUCUGCAACAAAUGUACAAAUGUGAGGCAUGAUAUGUAAAAUUAGAUGUAGCAACAGAGGAGAAACAAUUCGGCACUUGUUACACACAGUAACAGGUCUUGAGAUUUGGAAGCAACAAUGGAUCUGGAUACCAGUUGCUGGAAACCACAGGGGAAAGGCUCUUGUGUUCAGAUCCUGCUUACAGGUUUCCCACAAGCGUUUGGUUGGCUUCUAUGAGAACAGGAUGCUGCCCUGAAUGGGCCAUUGGCCUGAUCCAGCAGGUUCAUAUUAUGUUCUUUGCUUGCGGAUCUUGGUGGGCAAACAGGGUUCCCGAUGGAUACAACACAUGCCCUCCACCCCAUGCUCCACAUCACUCCUUCGCUACAACCAUCUAGCAGAGCUCAAGACCACAUUUGUCAGGGUGCAUUAUGCCCAAGCUGAUGAAUGCACAUCAAACCCAUUUUAUAAGCUCUGUCUGUGUAGAUCUACGCCUUGAGGUCAUCACAAAAGGUUGUCCUAGUGGUUAUAAAUUGGUAAAAAGAAUUUGCCCGUUCAGCUGCCCAUUUUGAGAGUUUUGACUUCAGUCAUCAUUCCUUGAACACCAGUCAGCAUUCUGGGCAAUGUUGUCAACAUAACAUAAGCUGCAAGGUUGCUGCAUUCUCUAGGGUGGGGUUUUUUUGGUUACAGUAUAUGGUAGCUGAUUCUGGGUAUUGUGAAUAACUUUUUCAAUGCCCGCAGAUAAUCUUUCUCCUCCUUUCUCUUUCGCACACUGUCUCAACCUCAGAAUGAUUGGAAUGACUUGUACAAGCUUUAGGAUUUGUUAAUGUGUAACAACUCUAUUGACGGCAUGUACGUAUGGUAAUUUUCUACAGAUGCUAUUUUGGGAUGUAUCUUUUUGAAGCAUAAAUAAUAAAGACAACAGCAAAAAAGGGGGGAAGUCUUUGCAUUUGGGGGGCUAUUUUCGUUCCCUCGACUUCUCUAACUGCAGUCAGCAAAUAGGAUGUCACAAAGAAUAAGAGAUUCAAAUCAGGGAGUUCUUUGAAGAUUAUUUACCUUAAUAAUAAGAUAUUGCAAAGCAAUGCCAAGCCGUGUUGUAAAGGAGACUUUGAUGCAAAUAGGUGUUUGUAACCAAGCGCUGAAAUAAACACAGGGAGCAGAAUUUUCUUAGCCUACCGUAUCCCUUAAGAGAAAAGAAUGUUUUGAGUGUCUUCUACCAGAGUUUCAGCCAUAAAGUCUUUGAAGCAAUUUCUUUGCCUAUAAAAAUAGAGCAGGCAUUAUGAGACCCUUCAUUAUGCAGAUCUGAUUGCUGACCAGACUUGAUGUGUGUCCAACAGCUAUUCCAGACAUUAUUGCACAUAAAUGUUACACCGUAUUCUUCCAGUUGCGCAGGUAGCUGCUCACUGACGAAGCAUACAAGGGCAAGCCUACUGAACUUCAGAAUUAUUAUUAAUAAAUACCAUAUUUUACCGUCUAUAAGAUGCCCCCAUGUAUAAGACGCCCCCUAUUUUGGGGGACUCUAAGAAAAUGGGGGAAGAUGGCCUCCAUGUAUAAGAUGCCCCCACAUUUUUCAUGUUAUUUUAAAGGAACAAAACAUAGUCAUAUACACGGUAAAUUUAUUAACCCACCUUCACCAGUAGGUCCCAGUGUGGGUUGCAACAAUUUAAAAUCUGUAAUUAAAAAUGGUUAAAACAGAGUAUAGUCACAGGAAUAGGGUGGGCCCUGAAAGCACACAUCUCAGGCAUCGAAGGUCAGAGUGAAGAGGCAUGUCUUCAGCAUUUGCCCAAAGGUGAGUGGUGAAGAAGCCAGAUGUAGCUCUGUGGCAGGGAGUUUCACAACUUGGGGGUUGCCACGGAGAAUGCCCUCUCAUUACCCUAAACUUCUGACGGAGGUGGUUGAGGUCUGUAGGGAAGAAGGGGAUCUUUCCAGAACAGGGUCAUUUGUUUUCAGACUCUUCUUGGGACAGGGAGACUAGUCUGCAGAUUGCAAGAUCAGAAGGGGAAACCCUCCCGUGGAAUCAUCUCAGACCUGGGGAGGCCAAGAAACAGAAACAGCAGGCCACGUAUUCCCCUUGGACAGAUACAGUUGCAGUGAAUGAUUCAGUAGGCUUCAACUUUUUCUUUACACCACCUUUCACCUAUGCUGCAUUGUUUUUAACACUCAAUUGGGAGCCGCCCAGAGUGGCUGGGGAAACUCAGCCAGGUGGGCGGGGUAUAAAUAAUAAAUUAUUAUUAUUAUUCCCCCUU